Molecule: messenger RNA, 7674 nt
Organism: Dictyostelium purpureum
Lineage: Eukaryota; Evosea; Eumycetozoa; Dictyosteliales; Dictyosteliaceae
Exons: 8
Coding region: 1-7674 (2557 amino acids)
Biological process (GO): fatty acid biosynthetic process
Molecular function (GO): oxidoreductase activity; 3-oxoacyl-[acyl-carrier-protein] synthase activity
Source: RefSeq, a predicted model, not a curated record
AUGUCAUUGUCAACACUUUCGCCUGUACUAUCAUUGCUUUCGUCAGGAUCGAAUGAAGACAAUCAAAACCCAAGAACUGGUGUAUUUUUGGCAAUUUCGAUUAUAUCGUUGAUUAUUUAUGCCGCAUUAUCAAUUAUUUGUAAGGUCAAAUUCUAUCGAGGAACCGUUAUAUUCUUUUAUAACCCAAUCACACAUAAAUAUUUAAACUAUGAAGUUUUUAUUACAUUUGGCUAUUUCAUUCCAGACAUCAUACCAACAUUAAUUCAAAUUUCAAUUAUUCAUUCAAAUAUGAAAAAUGAACAAGAGGAUCAAACCUAUAUAAAUAUGUUGUAUGAAGAAGAGAAUGACAAUGAAGAUUAUAAUGGUAUGGGCAAUUACGCUUUAAAUGAAAGUUAUUAUGGCGCCAGUCAAGACUACAGUGAUCAGAAUAACAACAGUGGUGGUGGUAAUAACGAGAUUCAAACUAUAGGCGGUGAUGGUUAUAGUUACUAUAAUUCGCCGUCCCGUAAUGGAAGUAACAGUAGUUUCGAUUCCCCAUCUUUUGUAUAUUCACCCUCAGCCAAAAACAUAUGGGAAUCACUCGAAGAUGCACAUAUUGAUCCUAUUAAACUACGUGGUACAAAUACAAGUGUAUAUGUGGGUUUAUCAACUAAUGACUAUCAGAAUAAUUUAAAAAAUUCAGAGGAGGUUUUACAAAAUAUAUUUGGGUCUCAUAAUCAUGCUGCUUCGAACAGAAUUUCAUAUUGCUAUGAUUUUAGAGGUCAAUCUAUGUCUAUCGAUACUGCUUGUAGUAGUUCUUCAACAGCAAUUGCAUUAGGAUAUCAAAGUAUAAUAGAAGGUAGAUCUAAUUAUUCUAUCGUAGCUGGUACCAAUUUGUUAUUGGACGAGACCUUUCCAAAAGCUUACACAUAUUUAAAUAUGCUCAGCAAAAAUGGUCGUUGUAAGGUGUUCAGUGCAGAUGCAGAUGGCUUUGGAAGAUGUGAAGGUGUUUGUGUUGCUGUUUUAAAAAAUCUUGAACAGGCCAUUAAUGAUGGUGAUAGAGUCUAUUGUGUUAUUAAUGGAGUUAAUUCAAAUGCAGAUGGAAACUGUGAUAAAAACAACUUUUAUUCACCAUCAAAAACUAGUCAAUAUGACAAUAUUAAAGAAAUGUUCAGACUAUGUUCAUCACAGGUUACCGAGUCUGAUGUAGAUUUUGUAGAGUGUCAUGGUACAGGUACACCAACUGGCGAUCCUAUUGAAGUUGAAGCAAUUUCCAUGGCAUUUAAACAGUACCACAAUCAACAAAAUCCAUUAUUAAUUGGUUCAUUAAAAUCAAAUAUAGGUCAUGUUGAAUGCUGCUCAGGUAUUGCUUCAUUAAUAAAAUGUUGUUUAAUGUUUAAACAUCGUCAAUUUGCUCCAAACAUUAAUUUUAAUAUACCCAAUCCUGCUAUAAAGUUUGAUGAAUGGAAUUUAAAAGUUAUUACUGAGGUGGAACCAUUUCCAUCAAAUAAAAAAGUAUCGAUGGUGAUUAAUAAUUUUGGUAUCACAGGUUCAAACGUAUGCAUGGUGUUAUCAGAGUUAAGUAGAGAAUCAGAAUCUACAUAUUAUCAAUAUGAAGAAAACAAACAAUAUUUAGUACCAUUCUCAGCCAACAGUAAACAAUCUCUCAAUCUUUAUAUAUCAAGUAUUCAAAAUGAUAUUAACAAUUUAUCAAGAAAUUGUGAAUUUUUUGAUUUUGUCCAAUACCAAAUCUUUUCAAAAUCAACAAAACUUUAUCAAAGAUCAGUAGCAUUAGCCAACAAAUGGUCAAGUUUAAAGAAUACUGAUUCUUUUAUUAAAACAAAUAACUCAAUUACCUCAAAUUUAAAAUUGUCUGAAAAAGAAAAUAUUGACACCAAUAUUUGUUUUAUUUUCAGUGGCCAAGGUACUCAAUGGAAUGGAAUGGGUGAACAGUUGUAUACCAACGAUUCAUACUUUAAAUCAACAAUUGAUUUAAUAGAUUCAAAGCUAAACAAAUAUUACGGAUAUUCAAUAUUAGAGAGGUUAAGAUCAACCAACGAUGAAACAAUUCACCAUCCAAUUAUCGCACAACCAUCAAUUUGUAUGAUUCAAAUCGCUCUUUUUGAAACAUUAACAAAACAAUGGAAUAUUAAUCCAGAUUAUAUAAUCGGUCAUAGUUUGGGGGAAUUAACUUCUCAAUACUUCUCAGGAUCAAUCGAUUUAGACACGUUCUGCUAUAUUCUAUAUCAUAGAUCAAUUGCUCAACAAAAAACAAUAGGAUCAGGCAGAAUGCUAUCAAUAAACAUCAGCAGUGAUCAGUUUAACGAUCAAUUUUCAACAGAAUAUCCAACAAUCGAAAUCGCAUUUAUAACUCAACAAAUUCAAUUUCAAGAUAAAGUUAAAAAAGAUCUAAUUGACCUCAAAUUUGAAUCAUUUAAACCAAAAAUACCAGUAUUAUCAACUAUUUACCAAGAUUUCUUUAAUGGUCAAGAUAAUAAGUUUAAUUCAGAAUAUUGCUUUAGAAAUAUCAGAGAACCAGUUUACUUUACACAAACCAUUCAAAAAUUAUAUCAACACAUUGAAUCCAAUCAAUCAUGCAAAAAUCUAAUUUUUAUUGAACUUUCACCACAUUCAGCAUUAGCCUAUCAUAUUAAACAAAUACAACCACCAUCAACACAAUCAAUUCAAUCAACAGUUUUAACCACAUUAAAUAAAACUAAAGGAGAUAUCAACCAAAUAUCCCAACUAAUAUCCACACUAUACUGCAGUCAUAAUUAUCCAAUUAAUUUUACAAAUCAAUUAAAAACCAUUGACAAAGAUAAUCAAACUUCUUUACAAUAUAAACAUAAAGAUUUAAAUUUACCAAGAUAUCAAUGGGAUGAUAAAAUAUUUUGGAGAGAAGACUCUAAACAGAAGCAAUACAGACUACAUGGCCCUGCUAUUGAAAUAUUAGGAAAUAAAAAUACAACAUCACCAUUUAUAACAUAUAAUACAACUAUUGAUGUAGAAAAACCUCAAUUUCAAUAUUUAAAAGGUCAUCAAGUUAAAGGCAAAUACUAUUUUCCAGGUAGUGGCUACAUAGAAAACAUUAUUAACUCAUUCCCAAAUGAAGAUUUAAUAAUAUCACAUUUAGAAUUCAAAGUACCAUUAAUAUUUAUUGAAGGUGUCAACAAACAACUACAAACCAACAUCUAUCAAACAUCAAAGAAAGACUAUAGAGCUCAGUUUCAUUAUUACGAACCCAAUACAAAUAAAUGGAUUCUAUCAUCUUGUGGUAACUUUCAAACUUUUAGAUUUACCAAUGCAAAUGAAAAGAAAUUGGAUAUUGAACAUUUAAAAUCUAAAUGCAAAUUUACAAUGUUAAACUCUCAAACCUUCUAUGAUCAUAUUAAGGUUAAAACUGGUAUUGUCUACACUGGCUUCUUUAAAUCAGUCAAACAAAGUUUUAUUGGAGAUAAUUGCAUACUAAAUCAAGUUAAAUUUAAUCAUAUUCAUAAUAAUGUCAAAACUAUAAUCGACUGUGCUACUUUAGAUUGCUGUAUUCAUAGUCCUCUGUGUUUAAUUGAAGAAAAUACUCAGUUGGUUUUUGACAGAGUAGAUAAUAUUCAGUUCUAUUCUUCAAACCUACCUAAAAACUAUUCUUCAGAUCUAUUUGUAUUUUCAAAAUACCAUGGAAAAAAAGGUGAUUCAUUCGAGUUUUCAACUACUAUAAUGCUAAAUGAUGGCACAGUUAUCUUUGAAAUUGAAAAGAUUACAAUGACAUCAACAAUACAAGUAAUGGACCCAUUAAAGAUUCAAUACCCACAAGAAGAAUUUCAAACAACAUUUUUACAGUUAAAAGAUUGUGAAGCUGUAACAAAUAUAGAAUUGUUCAAUCAUCAACAAAACAACACUGAGUGGGAUAAAGAAAAUUAUUCCAAGUUUAUUCCUUCAAUCAUUUAUUUCUACAUCAAAAAUAAAAUACCAGAUUUAAAAAUAGAAGAUAUCAAACAUAAUACAAUUCAAAUGCUAAGAGAUAGAUAUUUAAUGAAUCAAAAACAUUCAAGACUAUUUAAUUUUGUAUUUGAAACGAUUAAAGAAUACUAUCAACAAGAGUAUAUAGAAUCUGAAUGGAAUGAAGACAAACUAGUUUUCUGCAAUAUCAUAACAAAAAGCACCAAAAUAAUGGUUGAUCUGUUAUUCCCAUUUGGAGAUAAAGAUUUAUUAGAAACACCAUCGUCACUAUAUGAUAAUGGCCUAUUAGAAGAAUUUUACCUCCAUCCAUACUACACAAGAAAUCAAAAAAUAUUAUCAGAUAUUCUGAUAGAUUCAUUGAAUCCAUUAACCAAGAAAAAGAAUGUUAUUAGAAUUAUAGAGUUUGGUGGUGGAACAGCAUCAUUAUCCUUUGAAAUUUUAAAUAAAAUCAAUCAACUAUUAAAGAGUAAAGAAUCAAAUGAUAUCGAAAUCGAAAUCGAAAUCGAAUAUACUUUUAGUGAUGUCUCCCAAACAUUCAUACCCAGUGCAAAAGAAAAGCUAUCAUCCUUUGGUAUCGAUAAUGUUUCGGUUUUAUUCAAAACAUUGGAUUUAGAAAAUAACCUUAUCAGCAACCAACAACUCAAACCAAACUAUUACGAUUUUGUUGUAAUGUCAAAUGUAAUACAUGUAGUCAAGAAAAUAUCAUUUGGUUUAAAUGAAAUUCAUCAAAUAUUAAAACAUAAUGGAUAUUUACUAUUUAUCGAACCAUGCUACAAAUCUUUAGUUGGAGAUAGUAUAUUUGGUGUUUUUGAUCAAUGGUGGUCAUUCGAAGAUACCGAGAUAAGAACAGACAGAUGCAGUAUGACUGAAGAUCAAUGGUAUAAAGUAUUAUCUGAAAAUAAUUUCAAAAACAUUAAUGUGUCAGAGAGUAAUGGAAUUUCAAACAUUUUAAUCCACUCUCAAAAACAAGAAUCUCAGUCCUUUAUCAAUACAAACAAUAGCAAUAUAAUAGUAUAUAGCGAUAUUAAUAAUAAUAACAACCAAUCAUUUAUAAAUAAUCUUUUAAAAGAUCAAAAAAAUCAAGUUGUUAUAAAUACAAUUGAGCAAUUUAAUAAUAUUUCAAAAGAUAUUAAUCAAAAUACAAUUAUAUACUUUACCAAAACUAUUAAUCAGUUAAAUACCAAUAAUUUUAAACAAAUAUCAUUAGAAUACAUUCAAAUUGUUCAAUAUUUACUUAAAAAUAAAUUAACAUCAACAAAACUAGUUCUAUUAUCAAAAAAUUGUUAUUAUAAAGAAUCAUCAAACUAUUUAGCAUCAUCAGUAACUGGUUCAUUCAGGUUCUUUUUAGAUCAACUCGAUACAUUAUUAUUAUUUUCAAUUGAUUUUGAUGAUAAAUCAUUAAUGAAUAUAAGUAAUAAUCAACUCAUAAAUCAACUCAUUGAUACAAACAAUACAGAAAGAGAGUUUAUUAUAAGAGAAAACAAAGUUUAUAUUGAAAGAAUAAAAUUUGAAACAAAUAUUUUCAAUAAAUACACAUCAAAUUCAAUUGAAAAACUUAAUGGCAAUAAUAAGGAUAAUUUAUAUUCAAUUUUAAAUGAAAAUUUAGAAUUUCAGUUAGAAUCAAAGAAACAAUUAGGUGAAGAUCAAAUAGAAGUUCAAGUUCAAGCAAUUGGCAUUAACUAUAAAGAUUACUUGGCUUAUACUAGAAAUCUACCCGCUGAACUCAUUAAUCACAACUCAGAUAUCCACUCUCCAGAAUUUGGAGCUGAAUGUUCAGGUAUAGUUAAAUCUGUCGGUAAAAAUGUAGAUAAUUUCAAAGUUGGUGACCAUGUCUAUACUCUUAACAACAGAACAUCUUCAAGUACCAUAAUUUUAAACAAAAAUCAAAUAUGCCACAAGCCAAACAAUAUAACAUUUGUUGAAGCAGCUUCAGUACCAGGGGUAUAUACAACAUCAUUUUAUAGUAUAUUCAAAAUUGGGAAGUUGGACAUUGAGGAUCAAGAAUCAAUAUUAAUACAUUCAGCUACUGGUGGUGUAGGUUUAUCAGCUAUCGAAUUGUUAAAAUGGAAAGGAUUCAAAUCACAUUUAUUUGUUACAGUUGGUUCUGAAGAAAAAGAAAAAUAUUUGAAAGAUAGAUACGGAUCACUUAUUACUGGUAUAUAUUCAACUAGAAACAAAGAUUAUGUUCAACAAAUCAAACAAAAACUAAAAGAAUUAGGAUCCAAUAAACAAGGUGUAGAUGUUAUAUUAAACACAUUGCCUGCUGAAUAUUUAGAAUCAAAUUUCAGAUGCUUAAACAAAGGUGGAAGAAUCGUCGAUUUAUCAAUCACUCACCUUAAUCCAAAUGAAUUUAUUGACUUUAACAAAUUUAAAUACAACUAUACCUAUUCAAAUGUUGAGCUUUUACUUUUAGAUUUUGAAUAUAUAAACGAAAUAUUAAAAAAAAUAAGUGAAGGUAUUUCAAAUGGAUCAUUAUCAUUAAUACCAAUUACAGAAUACUCAGUACUCAAUAUCAAAGAAGCAUUCGAAUAUAUAAAUCAAAGAAAACACAUUGGUAAAAUUGUUGUAAACUACGACAAAGAUAUUUCAGAUCACUUAUUACAAAAUAAAUAUGAAGGUACCAAAGAAACAAACCAGCCAAUAAUCAAAUCUAACUACACAAUCAGUUCAGAACUCGGUAAAACUAUAUUAAUUACAGGUCAAAGUGGAAUUGCAUUAGAAAUUAUUAAAUGGAUUUCCAAAUAUUCAAAAUCAGUAGAAAACAUUAUUAUUCUAUCAAAAUCCACAUUAAAAUGGGAAUUAGAAUUAUUAAUGAAUAAAUCAAAAUCCAAUAGCAAUAAAUCCAUCAACUAUUAUUUCAAAAGUGUCGAUGUCGAAUAUCAAGACCAAAUAGAAACAGCCAUCAAUAAUAUAUUCAAUGAACAUCCAUCUAUAAAUAACAUUGAUUCCAUAUUCCAUUAUGCCUUUGUGCAUGAUAUAUGUGAACCAAUAAACAUUGAUACUGAAAGUAUAAACAGAUCACAUGGUGCUAAAACUAUAGGAGCAAUCAAUUUACAUGAAUUAUCAUUGAAAUACAAAUGGAAUGUAAACAACUUCAUAUUGGCAUCAUCUAUUUCAUCAUUAUUUGGUAUUAUGAACCAAUGUACCUAUGUCUCUGCAAAUUGUGUAUUGGAUUCAUUAGCAAAACACAGAAAAUCACUUGGUCUAUCUGCUCUGUCUGUAAAUUGGGGAAACAUUGGCACAUCAGGUAUUGUAGCAAGAAUAGAAUCAAUCGGUCAACUAUUAGAUGGAAUUGGUUUAGAACCUAUCCCAACCAAUAUUCUUUUAGGUGGAUUAGACCUCUUACUUCAAAAUAAACAAAAAUUACAUGAAGAUUACAAUAAUAUAAUAAUAAAUAGAACGAACUUUGAAAAUAUACAAUUUAGCCAUUUAUAUACCCACAAAUUUGGUUUUAAAAUUAACUCUUUAAAUGAUAAAAAGAUAUCAACAAAAGUUAAUAAAAACGAAGAACACAUCGAUGAAUUUCAAAAUGCUGUGCUUUCAAAAUUAGCAGAUUUAUUAUCAAUAAACGAAUCAAAUAUUAAUACAAAUACCAUACUUUCAGACUAUGGAUUCGAUAGUUUAUUGGUGGUACAGGUAAAAAAUUGGUUAGAUAAAAAGUUCAAAAAAAACUUGUUUAAUAUUUCAGAUCUCCAAAAACUUUCUAUUAAUGAUAUUAUAAAAAAAUUAAUUUCACAAUAA